AUGGCGCGCAGAGACACGGAUAACGGGGACAUCUACAGGUUCCACUACGGCUCGCGCGAUGUGGUGAUGAUCGACCCAGACGUGAAUCUCGUCGGUGGAGAGGGACAAUCGAUGUCGAUUCUCGACAGGACUGAAGGGGUAUACAUGAAGGGAGGCAGCAUCAAUGUUGUAGGCUUCGGGAGGAACCAGACGAGCUUUCCCUACCUACCUCCAGUCCAGCAACCCCAUUCAGCACAGGGGCACUACCCGUCUCAAGGCGUCCAGUACGGGUAUAGGCGCGCUCCUCCUCCCAACCAUCCUGAUGCACCUCCACAUAGUCAGGCGUAUCCGGCUAACCCGUCCUAUCUACCACCAGGGCGGAGUCAAACCACCGGUGCGAUUCCUCCAUUAGGGCAUUCUCUGCCGAGCGAUCAGAUUUCCUACGGGAGCCCCAACAUGUUCGCCCCUCCUGGAGGCUCCUCAGCAGACUCUACUGCAAGACGCGGAACGCUGCCGCUCCCACAGAUGCCAUAUAACGGCGGGUACCAUUCCCAAGGGUACUAUGUCGAGGAGCCGGGGGAAGAACCGCAAUGGUUCCCGGCGCCUGAACGACACGGCGCCCAUCCAAAUUUCCAUCGCCCCACUCCUAUGAUGCAGUCACGGUCCGAUGGCCCACCCGAUGCUGAUCUCGCUGCUUUCUUGAAUCGACCCCGGCGUGCUCGUGCUAUGAGUGAUCCGGAAGAUGAUUUUCGUAACACCUUCGGCGACAGCGAGGAAAGGAAUGAGAAUGGUGCGAAGUAG
Molecule: messenger RNA, 780 nt
Organism: Cyclocybe aegerita
Lineage: Eukaryota; Fungi; Basidiomycota; Agaricomycetes; Agaricales; Hemipholiotaceae
Source: the annotation of a GenBank genome assembly